CUAAGUUGGCAGCAUUUCGUAACCAAUAUGGCAGUUGUUGUGUCCUGGUAUCGUACAUAGCGCUGUGGUCUCUAGGUUAUUUUUUUCUAAUUCUCGCUAAAUCAUGGAGGAAUUAGAAGGCUCUCAAGUAGAUAAGCUGCUCCAAUUUCAGGAGUUGACGGGAAUCGAGGAACUGGCGGAAUGCAGGUCAAUUCUGCAACGUCACAGUUGGGAGCUGGAGAGGGCAGUACACAAUACCCUGACCAACAGGGAUGUCGUCGACAGGUGGCUGCCAGUCAGGGCGCCUGGUCAGGGUCUCAUCGGCUACGUUAUUUCUCUGGUCUACAACCUCAUCUCAAGAAGCUUUUGGUCCGCUUUCGGAGUCUUCUGGAGGCUCAUCAGACCCCCAGACAGGCACUUGAGUGAAUAUCGUUUCUUGAUGGAUCGUGGGAGCUCCGAAAGUUUAUCCCCUGAGUACGAAAGCCCUGAAGCAAGCUCGUCUGACGAAGGAAAUGAAAGGAUAGGCGCAUCGUUCCAAGAUGUGGAAAUCAGCGAAAUCAACGACUGGGAAGAUGGGGAGAGCGAGCAUCGCACUUACUGGACUGCUGCCAUUUAUUCUGACGCACUUACCAGCUAUGAACAUGCAGGUUCGAUCGGCGGUGGAGCAUCAAGCCCGAUGAAUGACGUCGAACAAUUCAUUGAUGACUUCCACACGCGGUACUGCACAGAUGUCCGGCCUGCCUUCUGGCGGAGCAGCUACAGCCAGGCGCUGGCAGUGGCCAAGCAAGAGCUCAAAUUCCUGUUGAUCUACCUGCACUGCCGAGACCACCAGAGCACAAACGCGUUCUGCAGAGAGACCAUGUGCUCGGUGCUGCUGAACGAGUAUUUGCGCUCGGCCAACUGGCUGCUGUGGGGCUGCGACGUCAACAGUGCCGAGGGCUACCGGGUAUCGCAGGCCCUCAGGGAGAACAGUUAUCCGUUCCUGGCGGUCGCAGUGCUCAAGGGACAAAGGAUGACUGUAGUGUCACGCUACGAAGGCCACAUCCAGCCAGAGGACUUGGUUCCCCUUCUCAGAACCGUCGUCACAGAGAAUGAGGCGAGCUUGGUGGCUGUUAGAGCUGAAAGGAAUGAGAGAAGCCAAACCAAUCUGCUCCGCCAGCAACAAGACGAGGCGUACCAAGAAAGUUUACUUGCCGACCAAGAAAAAGAGAGGCGGAAGCGAGAACAGCAACAAGCAAUUGAAGAGGAGCAGGCCAGGUUAAGGGCCGAGGAGGAGGAGCGGCAGAGGCAAAAAGAGGAAAUCGCCAGGCUGAAAAUCGAACUGGCAGAUCAAAUUCCUGCAGAGCCGCCGACUGAUCAAGCCAACGCGGUGCACCUGGUCAUUAAACUGCCGUCAGGAGGACGUCUGGAACGACGGUUUCUUCCUGAGCACACUUUAAAGGAUAUAUUCCAUUAUGUGUUCUGCCACCCCGAUUCACCAGACCAAUUUGAGAUUUCUCAAAACUUCCCCCGACGCGUGCUGCAGUGCCAGGGCGAAGGCGCAAACACGUCUUUGCAAGAUGCUGGUCUUGGCGGCAAACAAGCCCUGUUCGUUACUGAUCUUGAGGCCUGAUAACCGAGUGAUAACAGACUGUUCUUGUUUUUCAUGUUUAGUUGUUUUAAAGUUAUUUAAUAAAGUCAAAUAUUUUCAAGUCAUUGAAA
This is a messenger RNA of Cloeon dipterum, 1680 nucleotides long. It is a transcript of the gene Faf2, whose product is annotated as Fas-associated factor 2. Gene Ontology annotation, cellular component: endoplasmic reticulum. NCBI's taxonomy places the organism in Eukaryota, Metazoa, Arthropoda, Insecta, Ephemeroptera, Baetidae. The coding region runs from base 104 to 1591 and encodes 495 amino acids. The record is from RefSeq and is a predicted model, not a curated record. Gene Ontology annotation, molecular function: ubiquitin binding. The transcript has 7 exons.